AUGUUGGAAGAGUUUAUUGAAAAAUUACCCAAUAUUGACAGUGAUAAACGUUACGAGGAUAUUUCACCAGUGGAACAGCACACAAUGGCAUCGAAUGGUAUUGACAAUAUUGCCAUGAGACGUGAUGAUGAGUACCGGAAUCGUAUAAUGAGAAUGGAAGAAGAGUUGCAGGAAGAUAAAGGCUCAACAUGCAGUACACUACUGAUACUGCUGUCCGUAGCUCUGGUCAUUUUAACUUUACCAUUUAGUCUAUUUGUGUGUUUUAAGGUGGUGCAGGAAUAUGAACGUGCGGUUAUAUUUCGUUUGGGACGUUUAAUGGCCGGUGGUGCUAAAGGACCUGGCAUUUUCUUUAUACUGCCCUGUAUUGAUUCUUAUGAUAGAGUGGAUUUGCGUACCCGCACUUAUGAUGUACCACCACAAGAGGUCCUUACUAAAGACAGUGUUACGGUAUCAGUGGAUGCUGUUGUCUAUUAUCGCGUCUCAAAUGCAACCGUUUCCAUAGCGAACGUUGAAAAUGCUCAUCAUUCAACGCGUCUGCUGGCGCAAACAACACUCCGCAAUACAAUGGGUACAAGACAUUUACAUGAGAUACUCAGUGAACGUAUGACGAUUUCCGGCACUAUGCAGCUACAAUUGGAUGAAGCCACCGAUGCAUGGGGCAUUAAAGUAGAGCGUGUGGAAAUCAAAGAUGUACGACUUCCGGUGCAAUUACAAAGAGCCAUGGCAGCGGAGGCGGAAGCAGCACGCGAAGCCAGAGCCAAAGUCAUAGCCGCAGAAGGUGAACAAAAGGCAUCGCGUGCAUUGAGAGAAGCCUCAGAGGUUAUAGGCGGUUCGCCAGCUGCUUUACAAUUAAGAUAUUUACAAACUUUAAGUCAAAUAUCAGCAGAGAAAAAUUCCACUAUAGUGUUUCCCUUGCCCAUAGAUUUAAUAACGUAUUUCCUAAAAUCAAAUGAUGCUGCCACCCACCAAUUAGCUGAAGCUGCUGUGGCUGCCAUGGAUAAAAUUGCCACGAAACAGGACAACGAAACAUCAAACUCGUUAGAGAAAACUUCCUAA
This is a messenger RNA of Calliphora vicina (urban bluebottle blowfly), 1056 nucleotides long. Its product is annotated as band 7 protein AGAP004871-like. The coding region runs from base 1 to 1056 and encodes 351 amino acids. Gene Ontology annotation, cellular component: plasma membrane. The record is from RefSeq and is a predicted model, not a curated record. Lineage: Eukaryota; Metazoa; Arthropoda; Insecta; Diptera; Calliphoridae. The transcript has 9 exons.